AUGGUCCUUACGAAGCAAAGGACGGCAGUACAUAAUUCAAUGCUUGGUCGACGAAUUCCUCAUCCUUCAUCCACCAAUUUCACUGACGAUUCGCCUCCAUCAAAGCGCUUGAAAACUCAUGAAAGCACCGACGAUGACUUCCGUGAUGUUUCUCCUCUCCGAACACCACGCGCUGAAACCCCAGACUCAGAUGAUGAAUGUUCAUCUGGGGAGGUUGGAGCUUCUAACGUCCACGUUACGGAGCUAGAAAGUGCACUGGGGCCGGUAAAAACCGACAAAGAAGCGAUCCAGGAGUAUGAGGCUAUGCGAGCAGCCGAAGGCUCGUUGGAUGAGAGCGAGGAUGUUCCCGGUGCUGGUGAUCUAAAUGACAGGUUAAGUAAAAGGAGCUGGACCAGAGGGAAGAGUUCAAUUUAUGUGGAUGCUUUCAAUUUAGCUCUGGAGACGGUGCUCGAGGAUGAAGGGCACUUAUUUGAUGAGAGGGAGAUGAAAGUAUUCCAGAUAUGGAGGGAGUUGGAUUAUGAGGCUCAAUAUCUUUACGUCCGUCUAUUUCUACGCAAAACAUCUGUCUGGCAUCGUAUAAACAAGCUGGGCUACUAUGGCGAUAUAGCAGAUCUCCCUGCUGCUGUUGAUAUACUUCAAACUACCCAUAGCUUGCCUGAGACAACAGCAGAAAUUCAGGUCAACCCCGCUGAACAUGCUCCCCCCGAUGGCACUGUGCUUGACUCCACCUUCACAUUCGCUGAUUCCUCUGACGGAAUGAUCACUUCACUUGAAGAAGCUUCUUCACUUCUGAAUUUGGAAGAACUAAAAGUGAUUGGAAAAGAAUCCAAACUUCGGGGAAAGAAUAAAACGGAGCUUCUCAACUCUCUCCGUUCUAUGAGUCGCCGACAGAGUGGCUUGGGAUGGGUUGGUUUAAAGAGAUCUGAUAGUGAACAGACGAGCGUCUCUGACUCUGGCGAGAACGAUGAUACUGGCGCUGAGGAUGACGGGAUGUCCGACAGCAACCGUGACAAACAUUUCUUGAGGAAGAUAAUGAAUACGACAGGCGCCUGUAUCAGACUCUCUUUACCAACCCUGAAGCUAUUUGAGCGAGUUCACUUGGUAUUUUAUAGGUCAACAGAAUGGACAGAGAAGUCCCUCACGACGAUUAUUCUAGCACGAAUAUCUCGUCGAAACUUCCCUGACUAUAUUGUAUCUCGGUCAGCCAAUAUCUUCACUUCUCGAGCAGAGUUACUGGAGUUCGAGGCGGGACUUCGAACACAGUUUCGAGUAGAAGAUAUACUAGAGAUGAAUGGCAACCCUGGAAAAGCUGGUCUAGAGGAGGUGAAAGCCAUUUUUGAUGAAGUAUACCCUCGCUGGAAAGUUCUUCUAGAGGAAGAACAACGCAAAGAGGAACGAGUGUAUGAGAGUGGUGAAGGUGCAUACUUACGACGAUUUUCGCCCGCGUGGGUAUACACACGGAUUGUCCAUAAAGGUACUUACGUUUUAGGGAGGUUUAAACUCCACGCUGAGGAGCACGAAGUGUUGAGUAAAUUACUGGGUCAGCAUCUAUUUCACGCUGCUCGUCGAGGAGCGUGGUAUCAGCGCAAAGCGUUGUUAGAAGAGCAUUAUAUGUAUGCUAUUGCUCCACCUGAGAAUCUCUCCGACCCAGAGAAGCACAAACGGCAUUGGAAACGAAUUGCUCUACAAACAUGUGAGCAAGGUUUGCAAGAUAAAGACUGCCAUAUAAUAUACCAUUACGACCUCCAAAAGCGAAUCAAAAAGAUCGAGAAGAAUAUCAAGAUGCCCAUGAGAGAACAGCACGAUUUCGACCAUGUCUUACUCGCCAAACCUAUUGAAGUAACAGUCGAAGGUAUCCAAAUCAAGAAGAACUACCCACCAUCACUCAAACGAAGGACAAGCAACACACAUCCACCUGAAGAGAAACUUCGAAGCACAAAGACUAUCUGGGUGGAUGAAGCUGAAACCGGCGGAGAAUGCAGCGUAGAAGCCAUGUGUCUCUCCCACUACCGCUCGCAAGGCUUCAAAGGCUAUCAUGCUGAAGGAGGUAUCAUACGGACACUAUUCGCAUACCUCUUCUUCGAUAUUCUCUUCAUCUACAUUCCCAACGUCUUUCAGACCGCAUACCAAACCUGUCCAUUAGACCUUCAUACCGACGCGUUCUUCCCGUCUCGCAUAUCGGAGAUCAAUCAUCGUCUCGUCGAGAUUGCGAAUGGAAAUGCGGCGGACAUCAUCCGCUCUGUUGACUCGAGAGAACGGGAAAGAGCGACUUGUGUUAUUGGUUUGAGGUGGGAUUUUGAACUUGAUGAUCUCUUAGAGAUUGUGGCAUGUUUUCCCGAUGAGGCACUCGCGGCUGUGUGUAAAGUUAUGGCGCAGGAGUAUCGGGUUAGGGGAGGUGGUAUUCCGGAUCUGUUUAUUUGGAAACCAGCGACGGGAGAGGAAAAGGGCGAGGUGAGGUUCGUGGAGGUUAAGAGUGAGAAUGAUAGGUUGAGUGAUACGCAGAGGUUGUGGAUUCAUGUGCUUACUGGGGCGGGAGUUAGAGUGGAAUUGUGUAAUGCUGUGGCGAAGGAAGUCAAGGUUAUUGAUGUUGAGAGGUGA
Messenger RNA from Glarea lozoyensis ATCC 20868, 2598 nucleotides. RefSeq lists its product as uncharacterized. Bases 1 to 2598 code for a protein of 865 amino acids. Lineage: Eukaryota; Fungi; Ascomycota; Leotiomycetes; Helotiales; Helotiaceae. Gene Ontology annotation, molecular function: 5'-flap endonuclease activity; 5'-3' exonuclease activity; flap-structured DNA binding. The record is from RefSeq and is a predicted model, not a curated record. Gene Ontology annotation, biological process: interstrand cross-link repair. Gene Ontology annotation, cellular component: nucleus. The transcript has 2 exons.